AAUUAUAAGCAUGGCUUACACUGCAGUUGCCAUGCCUACCUCUCCAGCAGCAACUUCUGCCACCAUGGACAUUAUAAAAGAACAUAAUAGUCUUCGCCGCUCACACUCUAGCAAAGACCUGUGCACACGUUCGAUUAUCCGAAGGUCUUAUUCAGACAACCACUUAUGUUGUUCCAUCAAUCGUCUACAAGCCACUUCAGUGCCACCAAAAGUUAAGAGCAACCAAUCAAUUGGAAUUCCCCCGUUUCAAUUUUCAGGUUCCAUUCUUCCAAGUUCCCUGCGUUCCUUAUUGUUUGACCCAGAAACAAGCAAGGACAUUAAUAUGGAGGAGAAGAACAUAAAUAUUGAGGAAAGCAUGGUGGAAAGUAGUAAAGAAGAGAGAGUAAAUAGAGCCAACUGGGUAGAGAGGCUUAUGGAAAUUAAGAAACAUUGGAGAAGUAGACUACCAAAAGAAAGCAUGGAUCCUGAUGUGAUAUACAAUAACAACAUGUAUGAUGAUGAAUGUGAUUGUAAUGGAGAUGACAAUGUUUGUGUUGCGUGUGAACAAGAAGAAAAAGAAGAAGGGCAAGAAGUGACAUAUGAUCGUGACUCAUUCUCAAACUUUUUGGUUCAAGUGCCAUGGUCAGAUACUAAACUAUACUCUCAGCUAGCUUUCUUGUGCAACAUGGCUUAUGUAAUACCCCAAAUUAAGGCUAAGGACUUGAGGAGAUACUACAACCUUCAAUUUGUGACAUCUUCAUUAGAGAAGAAAGCUGAAGUGACUAAGUUAAAACUGAAACUUGAUCAGGACUCGAUCCGCAUUCCUAUAGAUGACUCAGUAAACUCUCAAGAUGUCCCAAAGAAAGGCAAAGAAAUUGAACAAAAGCAUCAAAUUCGACUAGCUUAUGAUAUUGCUGCCUCAGCUGCCUCUUAUGUCCAAUUACGAGCUAAGGAUCUAUUGUCCCUUGCUGCUGCUAAGUCACAACAAAGUGAUAAUGAUGAUUGGAAUGAAAGGGGAGAAUCACCAGGAGAAGAAGCAGAAGGCACUUCACGGGUUUAUAAAUCAGAGGUUGCAGCUUAUGUGGCAGCAUCAACAAUGACUGCAGUGGUUGCAGCUGGGGAGAAGGAAAAGCAGGAAGCAGCAAAGGACCUCCAAUCACUUCAUUCCUCACCUUGUGAAUGGUUUGUUUGUGAUGAUCCCCGCAAUUACACACGCUGCUUUGUAAUUCAGGGAUCAGACUCCCUGGCAUCUUGGCAAGCAAACCUCUUCUUUGAGCCCACCAAAUUUGAGGACACAGAUGUAUUAGUUCACAGAGGAAUUUAUGAAGCUGCAAAAGGAGUAUAUAAGCAAUUCAUGCCAGAAAUAAUGGAUCAUUUGAAAAGACAUGGGGAUAAAGCAAAGCUUCAAUUCACUGGGCACUCCCUUGGGGGCAGUCUCUCUCUUUUGGUUCAUUUAAUGUUGUUGACUAACAAGGUUGUUAGCCCCUCCACUCUUAGACCAGUAGUGAGUUUUGGCUCACCAUUUGUGUUCUGUGGAGGCCAAAAAAUAAUCGAUGAGCUUGGCCUGGAUGAGAGCCACAUCCACUGUGUUAUGAUGCAUAGAGAUAUUGUUCCCAGGGCCUUCUCCUGCAAUUACCCCAAUCAUGUAGCUCUAGUUCUUAAGCGCUUAAAUAGCUCCUUUCGCUCACAUCCUUGCCUCAUAAAAAAUAAGCUGUUGUACUCACCACUGGGUAAAAUAUUCAUUCUCCAACCGGAUGAGAAGACAUCUCCUCCACACCCUUUACUCCCCGCAGGAAGUGCCUUCUAUGCCUUGAACAAUACAAAAUGUGGAUACUCUCCAAGUGUUCUUAAAACCUUCUUGAAUCAACCUCACCCUAUUGAAACACUAAGUGAUCCAACAGCAUAUGGUUCAGAGGGCACAAUCCUAAGAGAUCAUGAUUCCAGCAACUACCUUAAAGCUAUCAAUGGAGUCUUGAGGCAACAUUCAAAGAUUCUUGUUCGCAGAGUGAGGAAGCAAAGGAUUAAUCAAUUGUGGCCACUAUUGACUUCACCAUCUCCACACUCGUGGACCCAUGAACAGAACUUGGAGAGAUGCACCUUGAUCACUAAGGAGAUAAUCACAGGGGUCUAG
Messenger RNA from Abrus precatorius (Indian licorice), 2110 nucleotides. Its product is annotated as phospholipase A1 PLIP1, chloroplastic. The transcript has 5 exons. Gene Ontology annotation, molecular function: glycerophospholipid phospholipase A1 activity. The record is from RefSeq and is a predicted model, not a curated record. Bases 11 to 2110 code for a protein of 699 amino acids. Gene Ontology annotation, biological process: lipid metabolic process. Lineage: Eukaryota; Viridiplantae; Streptophyta; Magnoliopsida; Fabales; Fabaceae.